AUGGAUCCAGAACAGUUCCAGAAAUUUCUGGACUACCAGACGAAGAUGCUCACACAUUUAUUCAGUGAGUUGAGCACUUCUCAGAACAGAGCAGCUCCAUUGCAAUCGCUUGGAGCAAACGUCGCCGUACCUCAGCCGUCGCCAUUGUUGCUGGAGGGUGACAUGGAGCAAAAUUUUGAAUUUUUUGUAAAAAGCUGGAAAGACUACUGUAAAGCUGUCGGAAUGGACCGAUGGCCAGGUGUGGACAAUUCCCAGAAGGUAAGUUUCCUUCUGUCGGUAAUUGGCGAGCCAGCACGCAAGAAGUAUUUCAACUUUGAGUUGACGACAAACGACCAAACUACAGUUGAGCUGGCACUGAAGGCUAUUAAGGAUAAGGUUACAACAAAAAGAAACAUCAUCGUCGACCGCUUAGAUUUCUUCUCUGCGUCCCAAUCUUCUGGAGAAACAAUCGACGAAUAUGCCACUCGUUUGAAAAUACUGGCCAAAACUGCUAAAUUGGGAACGUUGGAAACGGAGUUAGUUACAUAUAAAAUUGUAACUGCAAACAAGUGCCCGCACCUCCGAACAAAGAUGCUUACUAUCACUGACAUAGAUCUGACAAAAGCAGUUGAUAUGUGUCGAGCGGAGGAAAUUGCAGCGAAACGAUCUGUAGAACUGUCGAUUGCUGUAGGAUCCGAUAUUAAGAAGGUUAUCAAGAAGAAGCAGAAAGAUCCCUUUUGCAAGUUUUGUGGCGACCAUCAUGAGUUUUCAAAGGGUUCAUGUCCAGCGCUCGGAAAGCGAUGCCACCGUUGCAAGGGAAAGAAUCAUUUCGAAAAGGUUUGCAAACAAGGCCGCAAACAGUUUUCAAGAAAGCUAUCACGGCGAGUAAAAGAAAUUAAGGAUAAAAGUGAUUCCGAAGAAUCGUCAUCACACAACGAUGCAUCGUCCGAAGAAAGUGAAAGUGAAUACGAAAUAGGGAAGAUCUUUGACAACACAGACAAGGGAGGAAAUGUAUUAGCAAAGUUGGACUUGAAGUUCUCCAAUGAAUGGAAAUCUGUGAAGUGUGAAUUGGACACAGGGGCUAAUACCAGUUUGAUUGGGUAUAGAUGUUUAGCUAAGCUAUGUGAUAAAGUGAAUCCCAACAUGCAUUCGUCAAAACUUCGUCUACAAAGCUUUGGGGGUAAUCCGAUAGAGGUACUAGGAGAAGUGAAGAUUCCGUGCCGGAGGAAAGGUCAAAAAUACUUGCUUGUGCUUCAAGUGGUAGAUGGCGACCAUUGCCCGCUACUCUCAGCUAAAGUGUCCCGGAUCUUAGGUUUUGUGAAAUUCUGCAAGACUGUAUCUUUCGAACCAUCUAAGUCAUCAGAGUCUUCGCAAAAGCUUCUAAACGUUUAUCGAGUCAAAGCACAACAGAUAUUGGAAUGCCAUGAUGAAAUUUUCGUCGGUUACGGAAAAUUCCCAGGGACUGUUUCUCUUGAAGUCGACCAAUCUGUCACACCGUCGAUUCAACCUCCUCGUAGAGUGCCUAUCGCAAUGCGAGAAAAGCUAAGAAAGGAAUUGGAAGCAUUGGAGAAAGAAGGAUUGAUUGUCAAGGAAGCCAAGCAUACAGAAUGGGCGUUGAAGAGGCCAAAUCUCCAGUUUAUCAUCCUAGACGAAAUUCUCCCUGAGCUAGGACGUGCUAAGGUCUUCUCGACCGUCGAUGCCAAGAAAGGGUUUUGGCACGUUGUUCUAGACGAGUCCAGCAGCAAACUUACGACAUUUUGGACGCCUUUCGGUCGUUAUCGCUGGACCCGUUUACCAUUCGGAAUAGCACCGGCGUCAGAAAUUUUCCAAAUGCGUUUGCAAGAGGUCAUCGAAGGACUCAAGGGUGUCGAGUGUAUUGCCGAUGAUGUAUUGAUCUUUGGAGUUGGUGACAACAUAGAAGAAGCAUUACAAGAUCAUAAUCGAUGUUUGGAACAGCUUUUGAUUCGGCUAAAACAGCACAACGUGAAGUUAAAUAGGUCAAAGUUGAAACUGUGUCAAACGUCUGUUAAAUUCUAUGGCCAUGUUUUAACUGAUCAAGGCAUACAACCCGACGAAAGCAAAGUAGCAACAAUCCGUGGUUUUCCAACACCAACCAAUCGAAAAGAAGUACACCGUUUUGUUGGAAUGGUGAAUUACCUCAGCCGUUUUCUAAAAAGUCUCAGUGCUAAUUUGGCAAAUCUUCGGAAUCUGAUAGCAGAAACAACGCCUUGGCAGUGGUCUUCAGUCGAAGAAGAGGAAUUCAACCAAGUAAAGAGAUUAGUAGCUGACACAGGUACACUUCGAUACUACAAUGCCAAUCAACCUUUGAUAAUCGAGUGCGAUGCUAGCUGUUUCGAAUUGGGCGUCGUUGUCUUUCAACCGGAUGGCAUUAUUGGAUACGCUUCGAGAACACUAACGCCGACCGAACGCAAUUACGCUCAAAUAGAGAAGGAGUUAUUAGCGAUUCUCUUCGCAUGCGUUCGAUUUGACCAGCUCAUUGUUGGAAACCAGAAGACCAUUGUCAAAACAGAUCACAAACCACUUGUUAGUCUGUUUCAAAAGCCACUUCUAUCAGCACCACGUCGACUUCAGCACAUGCUUCUAAAUUUGCAAAGGUAUCGAUUGCGUAUUGAUUUUGUAACAGGAAAAGACAACGUAGUAGCGGAUGCUCUGUCCCGAGCCCCACUGGACGAGAAGCUUCCUGGUGACAAGUUCAAAAAGUUGAACAUCUUCAGUGUUUUGAAGGAAGUUGAGGAUCUUCAGCUUAGCAAGUUUUUGUGCGUGUCGGAUAGCCGGCUGGAAGAAAUUAAAGAAGAAACCUCAAAGGAUCACUCAUUGCAACUAAUUGUUAGUUAUACGCAGCAAGGUUGGCCUUCAACACCCAACCAAGCUGAUUACCGUGGUUCAUCGCGUAAGUUUUUAGUCACGGUGGACCACUAUUCAGAUUUUUUUGAAGUGGACGAAUUGCGGAACUUAACGCCUGAGACUGUCAUCGAUGUGUGUAGAAUCAAUUUUGCUCGUCACGGAAAGCCUCAAAGAGUGAUCAUCGAUAAUGCAUCAAAUUUUGCAAAAGUGAAAAUGGUGAAGUUUUCGCAAAAACGGGAUUUUGAAAUGGUUUUAUCAGCACCUUAUCAUCAGCAAGCCAAUGAAAAAUCUGAAGCUGCUGUGAAGAUUUCGAAAAGAAUGAUCAAGAAGGUGGAGGAGGCAGGUACUGAUUUCUGGUAUGCGCUCCUACACUGGCGCAAUAUACCGGACAAAAUAGGAUCUAGUCCCGCUUCUCGUUUGUUCUCGCGUUCGACGCGUUCUGGAGUACCAACGACAGCAGCAAAUUUAGUUCCACGAAUAGUCGAGAAUGUACCGUCUGCAAUAGAAAAAAAUC
This is a messenger RNA of Armigeres subalbatus, 3358 nucleotides long. RefSeq lists its product as uncharacterized. The record is from RefSeq and is a predicted model, not a curated record. Gene Ontology annotation, biological process: DNA integration. Gene Ontology annotation, molecular function: nucleic acid binding. Lineage: Eukaryota; Metazoa; Arthropoda; Insecta; Diptera; Culicidae. The annotation marks the transcript as partial. The transcript is spliced from 3 exons.